Molecule: messenger RNA, 1990 nt
Organism: Lycium barbarum (goji berry)
Lineage: Eukaryota; Viridiplantae; Streptophyta; Magnoliopsida; Solanales; Solanaceae
Product: probable lysophospholipase BODYGUARD 3
Exons: 4
Coding region: 312-1733 (473 amino acids)
Source: RefSeq, a predicted model, not a curated record
CCCACCAGAUUUUGAAAUAGAGAACAAGCCAACCCCACACGUUAUUCCUCCAAUAAAAUCAAACCCAAGAACAUCGUGUCGUCAUUUGUAUAUGUAUUCCAUUUUCCAUAACCCUUUUUCUUAUAAUCUCUCAACACCCAUCCUUCUUCGUCUUCUUAUAAGGAAGACGAAGAAAGUAAAAUAAUAUUGCGUCAUCAGCUGUUUUUCAACAUCUAAUGCCACUUGUAGCUUUAACAUAGUUUUUGUGAUAUACCAAAGCAGGGGAAAAACACAAUCUUCCCACCUCAUUUCACUCUUUUAGACAAAUCAAUAUGUCGAUUAUGGAAAAGGCCAAGUCAACAUUCACAAUGGCAGGCAGAAUAUUGAAUGAAGUCAUCAGCUUCCUCGUGUUCACAGUCCUCGACGUUCUUGAUUUUUUGCUCUGUUACACUUACAAAGUAAUCGAUUUUAUAGUCGAAGCAGAGUGGAAGCCUUGUUACUGCUCGUCGGCUAAACAAGCCAUAACGAGCAAUGGCACAAUCUUGGUCUCCGAGUCCAAGAUUAUGUGUCUGACUUCUUCUUCUAGCUGCAAAAAACUGCAGCUAGAAGAAAUAUCAGACACACUCUACACGCGAUCCUCGCUAGCGGCUGAAGUGUCAAAAUUCACCGUGAACGAGCUCAAAAAGCUUAAAUUGGAGAAUGCCACAACUGUGAGAAAGGGAAAUAUGCGCUCGACUUUCACCGUAAACUCUACCAUUGUGGAAAUGCUGCAAGGCAAAAUUGGUGGCCAAAAAUCUCAUCCUAUUCCAAGAUGGUCGGAUUGUGAUUGUAAAACUUGUAAUUCUUGGAGCUCCUCUUGCAAAGAUACACUUUUUGUCCAUGUUGAUGGUGCCAAAGAGAACGUGCAAGAAAAUGUGAUCUUCAUACAUGGGUUCAUAUCAUCAUCAGAAUUUUGGACAGAGACUCUGUUUCCAAACUUUACAAAGGCUACAAAAUCGAAGUAUCGGUUAUUUGCGGUGGAUCUGCUAGGAUUUGGAAGAAGUCCAAAGCCAAAUGAAUCACUAUACACCUUAAGGGAGCAUCUAGACAUGAUUGAGAAAUCAGUGUUAGAGCCAUACAAGGUCAAAUCUUUCCACAUUGUGGCACAUUCAUUGGGCUGUAUCUUGGCGCUGGCACUCGCUGUAAAACACCCUGGCUUAGUUAAAUCCCUCACUUUACUUGCACCGCCAUAUUUUCCAACACCAAAGGGAGAACAAGCGACGCAGUAUAUGAUGAGGAGAAUAGCGCCAAGACGAGUAUGGCCAGUGAUUGCAUUUGGAGCGUCGAUAGCAUGUUGGUAUGAGCACGUUAGUCGAACAAUUUGCCUACUCAUCUGCAAGAACCAUCGUUUGUGGGAAUUUCUCACCAAACUCCUGACCAGAAACAGGAUAAGAACAUACUUAGUAGAGGGAUUCUGCUGCCACACACACAAUGCAGCAUGGCAUACUCUACACAACAUCAUUUGUGGUACUGCUGGAAAAAUAGAAGGAUACCUAGAUAUGGUGAAAAACCAUUUAAAAUGCGAUGUCACAGUGUUUCACGGCGAAGACGACGAGCUUAUCCCUGUCGAAUGCAGCUACAACGUACAGUCCAGAAUUCCUCGUGCUCGUGUUAAGGUUGUCGAGAACAAAGAUCAUAUCACCAUCGUUGUCGGAAGACAACAAGCAUUUGCUAGGGAACUUGAGGAAAUUUGGAAAAAUAAUUCCACAAGUUGAAAUAUUCCACAAGUUAAAAUUCCUCUUUUUCUUCCACCAUAAGUUAAAAAUGCUAUCCGAUGAAGCAAAAUUAAUUUGGAUAUAAUGAAAGCUUUAUUGGGCUAGUUUACAGUUCUUUUUUUAUCAUUGUUUUUUUUGGUUAAUGGGACCACGAAGCUCGGAUAUUCUUGUACUAGUAUUACCACAACUCUGUAAUGGGAUGGGAAAAUGUUUUUCCUCUAUAAAGAAGCGACCAAAGUACUACUGUUAAUGUCCAC